Pipistrellus nathusii (Nathusius's pipistrelle) is the source of this 717-nucleotide messenger RNA. The record is from the annotation of a GenBank genome assembly. NCBI's taxonomy places the organism in Eukaryota, Metazoa, Chordata, Mammalia, Chiroptera, Vespertilionidae.
AUGUCGCGCUACGGGCGGUACGGAGGAGAAACCAAGGUGUAUGUCGGUAACCUGGGAACUGGUGCUGGCAAAGGCGAGCUAGAAAGGGCUUUCAGUUAUUAUGGCCCCUUAAGGACGGUGUGGAUCGCGAGAAAUCCUCCGGGAUUUGCCUUUGUGGAAUUUGAAGACCCUAGAGAUGCAGAAGAUGCUGUUCGAGGCCUGGAUGGCAAGGUGAUUUGUGGUUCCCGAGUGAGGGUUGAACUAUCCACAGGCAUGCCUCGGAGAUCUCGUUUGGAUAGGCCACCUGCCCGACGUCCCUUUGAUCCAAAUGAUAGAUGCUAUGAGUGUGGUGAAAAGGGACAUUAUGCUUAUGAUUGUCAUCGCUAUAGCCGACGACGGAGAAGCAGGUCACGGUCUAGAUCACAUUCGAGAUCCAGAGGUAGACGAUAUUCUCGCUCAAGGAGCAGGAGCAGGGGAAGGAGGUCGAGAUCAGCAUCUCCUCGAAGAUCAAGAUCUGUAUCUCUUCGCAGAUCACGAUCCGCUUCACUCAGACGAUCUAGAUCUGGUUCUAUAAAAGGAUCGAGGUAUUUCCAAUCACGGUCAAGAUCCAGAUCCAGAUCCAGAUCUAUUUCACGACCAAGAAGCAGCCGAUCAAAGUCCAGAUCUCCAACUCCAAAAAGAAGUCGUUCCCCAUCAGGAAGUCCAAGAAGAAGUGCAAGUCCGGAAAGGGCGGACUGA